Messenger RNA from Stegastes partitus (bicolor damselfish), 1974 nucleotides. It is a transcript of the gene cbx8a, whose product is annotated as chromobox homolog 8a (Pc class homolog, Drosophila). The record is from RefSeq and is a predicted model, not a curated record. Lineage: Eukaryota; Metazoa; Chordata; Actinopteri; Pomacentridae. The transcript has 5 exons. Gene Ontology annotation, cellular component: PRC1 complex; chromatin. Gene Ontology annotation, biological process: negative regulation of transcription by RNA polymerase II. Gene Ontology annotation, molecular function: chromatin binding. Bases 133 to 1263 code for a protein of 376 amino acids.
ACAGAAAAAGACGUGAUGACGUCCUCUCCAGAUUGCGUAUUAUGGGAUGUGCGGAAUUAAACAACCCGAAGAGGACGAGGGGAAGCCAAAAAUAAUAAAAGAGACAGAAAUAAACGAGGUGCAUGGUGAAUCAUGGAGCUCUCGGCUGUUGGUGAGAGCGUCUUCGCAGCCGAGUCCAUCAUAAAACGGCGAAUCAGACGGGGUCGUUGGGAAUAUCUCGUAAAAUGGAAGGGCUGGUCUCAGAAGUACAGCACCUGGGAGCCGGAGGAAAACAUUCUGGAUGCGCGCCUCUUCGCUGCCUUCGAGGAGAGGGAACGCGAACGGGAGAUGUUUGGGCCGAAGAAGAGGGGACCCAAACCCGAGACCUUCCUCCUGAAGGCCAAAGAGAAAGCCAAAGAAAAGACGUAUGAAUUUAGAAGAGAGGCUCCCAGAGGAAUCCAGGUCUGCUACCCCAUCCCGGAGCCGGUCAUCACACCGAGGGCCCGCGAGGGUUUACGCACCGUGGUUCCCACAAUCUUCCCACCGAGCGCGAUCAACAGGGGGGAGAGCGUCCACGUGGGACCGCCAGAGCCAGAGAGGAGGCCCAGAAUGACUCCUCCAGCUCCUCUGACGGCCCAGGAGCCUCUGCGCUUCCCUAAAAAGAGGGGCCGCAAACCGAAGCUGCAUCUGCACUAUGAUAAGGAUGAUGGGAGCAGCUCAGCAGAGCCGGAGGCCAAACGGAGCAGGCUGCUGGAGGAGCCGCUGGCACACGGCCUCUCCAAGAUGUCCCAGCGUCUGCACCACCACCACCACCAUCACCACCACCACCACGGAGAGACGUCGGACCACAGCCUCGUCCAGCUCACCAAGAGGUUCCAGGAGGAGACCACCAUCACACCCAAACCCAGCAGCGGCCAGAGGAGCACGGGGGGCGCGGGCUUGUCUUACAGCUGUGCGUUCAGUCCAGAUGUGCGUAAAAGUGACCAGAGGGCGCACAGGACUAACUGUCUGAGCAGGAUGUAUAUCCCGCAGCCCGGUAAGCUCAAACACCGCGGAGGCCACCGGAGCCACCAGGUGACGGAGUGCUGUCCGGCCCGGGAGCAGCCUGCAGUCAUCUCCUCCUCACAGUCCAUCCACGACUCAUCCGCGCGUCCCGCCUCGUCCUGGAGCCCAUGUUUCACCAACCUGGACACUGUGACCGUGACAGACGUGACCAUGAACUUCCUGACGGUGACCAUCCGGGAGAGCAGCACGGACGAAGGCUUUUUCCGAGACAAAAGAUGAAUAUUUGCUGUAGCUCAGAGGAGUCUAAUAUAUCCUGAGGUAAAUGUUUAACAAGUUACUAACAGACAAGUCUACUGUAAUACUAUAUUUUUUCUAUGUAACUUUCAAACGUGUAUAUACAAAUAUUUAAUACGCUGCUGAGGAAAUUAAAAAGUGUCAUUGUCAGUUUAUGGAGUCUUUUUCAUGUCUUCUUCAUUUUGGAUCUUUUUCUUUUUUUUUUAACUCUUCCAGUGUGAACAGUCCCAUGUGAUCACAGGCUUCGUGAAAUGAUCCGAACACUAUUUGAAAAUUCAGAAUAUAUUUUGACAAGUUGCCUGUCUGCACUCUGACGUGUGGUUUGGUUUCAUUGUGGCGCAGUGAUGGAAUGUUUCUGCGCCUCCUCAUGUUCACCAAAACACCACCAAGCAUCGAGUGGGAGGUUAAAAUAAAUACACGGUUUUGUUCACUUAAAUUCAAUAUUGUGAAUGUGUCAGAAAGCAAGAAAUUAUAUUUUUUAAAAUGUCUUAGAUAAUCAUAUUUGACUGCAGGAGGAGAUCUACCGCUUCAACGUGUUGGGAGCAGCUGUCAGAACAUCGUGUUGCUUGUGUUUGUGCAGUGUUUUGAAAAUUCUUCUGAUUAAACAUUUUAUCGUGGACCUGCAGUAACUGUGGGCCUUGAAUGGAGACAGGAUUUGUGUGCACAAGUCACAUUAAAAAGUGAUUCUUUCUGGGA